CCGGUGCGGCUGCGGCCUCGCCUCUCUCGCGCCAAUGCAGUUCAGCCCGAAAUCGUGAAGGUGGACGCCCAUUAUCGCGAGGCGAGGGAGCCCGGCCUCCUGCUGGUGCUCUUCGUGCUGGUCCAAGCCAACCCGCCGGCUGACAUUACCUGGGUGGACCAGGACGGGCAGGUGACGGUCAACACCUCCAGCUUCCUGCUGCUGGAUGCCCAGGCCUACCCCUGGCUCGCCAACCACACCGUGAGGGUGCAGCUGCACGGCCCGCCCCGGAACGCCUCCCUCCAUGCCUCCAACGACCUGGGCGUUGCCAGCUCCUCUGUUCCGCCCCCGGGUAUCUUGGCCACACGGCUUGAACUGCCUCUCCUGGCCCUGGUGGGGGCAGCUGCUGUGGCUCUGGUGAUACUCCUGAGUUUUGGGGUGCUCAUCAGCUGGACUGUUUCCUGGAAGAUCAAGAGGUCAGCAGGAUGUGACCCAGCAACACGUAUCCCUUUGAGCAACGUCCUGCAGCCAAAGGAAACCCAUCUGCCACGGGCAAAAAGGUCCCUCCCUUCCAACCUGCAACUCAAUGAUCUCACACCAGAACCAAAAAGUAAGGAAAAUGGUGCUCCUGCAGAGCAAGAUGAAGAGGUCUUUUUGGAGCCAGAAAACCACCUGGCCCUUGCUGAGCAAGGCGUUGGCCGAUUUCUCACAGUUGGAUAUAUCUACAGAGCCCCUAGCACGAGUAGCGAUGAAAUCUGGCUCUGAACUCUGUCACCACAUCCACCUGCAGUGCAGAGCGGCAGAGGUGGUGGGGGGAAUGGGGCGAGGAGUGCCUCUGCUCUUAGUGGUGGAACAGGACUGCGAGGGUGCCCCUAGUGGCCAAGAACAAAGCGCCCCCAAUGGGGUCCUGGGAAGACGGGCUGCUCUUCACAGGGACGGUCAUUUUCAUCUUUUCCCCAUUCCCAGCAGAACAGGCACCCACCAGCUACCCCAUUUCUCCGUCCAACACGAGGAUCUUGUUCCUAACCCCAGCUUUGCUAUCACCGCUCAAGUCUCUGCUCUCUUAGCCAAGGACUGUAGCUUCACAGCUUCUAAGCUUAACGAAUAAACUGCUGCGAUUAAGGUGUUGCCCUUUCCUU
Python bivittatus (Burmese python) is the source of this 1118-nucleotide messenger RNA. The record is from RefSeq and is a predicted model, not a curated record. NCBI's taxonomy places the organism in Eukaryota, Metazoa, Chordata, Lepidosauria, Squamata, Pythonidae.